Molecule: messenger RNA, 728 nt
Organism: Rhizophagus irregularis DAOM 181602=DAOM 197198
Lineage: Eukaryota; Fungi; Glomeromycota; Glomeromycetes; Glomerales; Glomeraceae
Source: RefSeq, a predicted model, not a curated record
AAAGAUCCCAAUUCGAGUGAUAAGCAAAAAAAACUAUCAUUAUAAAAAAUUUAAGUGAAAGUAUAAUAAACGUGGCUGAAAAUCUCCCUAGGCCUGCUCAAUGGUUUGUUUUUAUAACAGUUAUUAUCACAUUUUUGAUUUGUUGCGCUUUGAUCAUACGGAAUAUAUAGAAUAUAUAAUCAAAUAAAUCAACAAAUAUGACCAAUCAUAUAUUUUCCGUAUGGAUUAUGUAUGAUUACAAUCAUAAUUUUUUAGCAUGGAGGGUAGCAAAAUUCUGAAAAGCGCAAUAAUUAGUCGAUCAAAAAAUUCCUAACUUUUACGCAUAAUUUCUCUUCAAAAUGUCGGAUGCAAGUUCAUCUUCAUUACAUACUUUAUUAGAGCAAUUAUCUUUGGAAUUACAUGAAUGUUUGGGAAAAAUAAUACCAGAUAUUAAUGAAGAAGCUUUGAAUCAAACCAAGAAAGCCGAAUAUCCUGAUAAAUAUGAAGAAAAAGUGGUUGAAAAUCAAACCCAUAAAUUUUUAAGCGUAGCUAAACAAUUAGAAAUUGAAUUUAACAAGAUUGUUUUUUCUGAAAGACAAACUGAAGAAGUCAUUUUAAAAGAGGAAAUUGAUGGAUUACGUCAAACUAUUGGACAACAAAAAGAAGUUAUUACAAAAUAUACUUUAUUAAUGAAACAAUGGACAAAAGAAUUUAAAGAAUUAGAGGAUGAGAAUAAAAUUCCUAUAUAA